Messenger RNA from Zeugodacus cucurbitae (melon fly), 2759 nucleotides. Its product is annotated as serine-rich adhesin for platelets. The record is from RefSeq and is a predicted model, not a curated record. The coding region runs from base 1121 to 2257 and encodes 378 amino acids. NCBI's taxonomy places the organism in Eukaryota, Metazoa, Arthropoda, Insecta, Diptera, Tephritidae. The transcript has 6 exons.
UCUCAGUUUGUCGCCGAAAUUGAAUGUGUAAAGAAGUGUUCAAAAUAGUUUGACGACUGUUUGUUGUAUUGAUUUGAAAACAAAAUUAUAUCCCGGCUUUAUAAUUUACCUUUACGCUGUUUUCUUGCACAAAGUGUAAAUAGUCUUUAUAAAUUAUAAUGAGUUUGUUUAUAAUAGCCCAAAUUGGACUUAAAGAAAAGUGAUGUAAUUAUUGUCAUCUUAAAUUUAAAAGAAAGCAAGUAUUUUUUGGCUUACAAAGAAAAAGCCGAAAAGACAAACACCAUUUCUUACUCCGCUUGUAUUUGAAACAUGUAGAGAAAAUCUCUGCAGCGAAGCAUGCCUCACGUAGGCAUAAAGACUGGUAGCUUAAAGUGUUGAAACAGCAACGUCAACAAUUUUCAUUUCUGUUUUGUGCAAAUAAAGUGACUAUACAACAUUUCUUUGUCAACUUAAAAUAAUUUCUUCAGAAAAACGGUAUAACCAGUGAUACAACCAAUUGAACCCAACUAUUGAAGUUUUUAAACAUUUCGCAUUGUGUAGUAAUACCAAACGUGUGCAUCAAACACUCUGCUUAUUGACGAUUCUGUGCAUAUUAAAUAUCUUCUGGAUAAAGGUGGGAUGCUUUUGUUCAACCGAAAAAAACUCUACUUGUCCAACUGGUUUUUAACUUUCUUCGCCGAACUGAACGAUACAUACAUGCAUAUUUAUAUACUCACUACACCAACGUAAGCUAUUGCAGCGGUAUACAAACAUAUCAUUUCAUGGUUAGCACAUACAAGUGCCCGUAAAAGAAGCCUGGUGCCAAAGAAGACUUUAGUUAGUCAACCAGUGAAUCUUAAGACGUCCAAUAAUAAUUUUAACUUUAAUGUUUGGAAUCUCAGCGUUCAAUAAAACAGGCAGCACCAUAAAAUUGCUGAAUAGCAAACAGUGGAGUUAAUGAAAUAUGUGCUUAUGUACAUUUACAACUAUUCUAUUGCUAUCAAAGUUAUAAUCUCCAAUCUCCAUCUUACAAAUUGAUGUGAUGUUGAACGAUUACAAAGUACGAAUAGAAUAGUAUAAAUUAAAUACUUAACGUGCAUUUCAAAAUAAGCCAACCAAAUAAAUACCAACAACAGCAGAAAUGUCUUCGUCGCGUAAUAAAUUCUUUAGUAGCGGCAAAUUAUCAAAUAAGUCAUCCGGUUCGUCAGGUCUCCGCAUACUAUGGAUACCAGGUGGACGUAAAAGCCAUCCCAAAGGUCGCUUCGAUUCCACCAACAAACAUGUGUCGCACAAAGGUGAACAAAAGAAAAGCGAAGUGUGGUCCAUGGGUGGGAGUAAAAAUCAAAAAGACCUCUUAGAUGCCGAUCCUGACAAUCAUCUUUUUGACGGUCCUUCAGUAUCUGGCAUAACGUCUGCUUGUGCCCUCGGCGCUGUGGGUGUGGAGAAAUGUACCAACUCAACAACAACGCCAACAAUAUCUAUCUCAACAGCCGAAGGCAACAUAAUCGCUGAUGCCAAUGUGCAUAACGCGGCUGAAACUCCCAGUAGUACAACCUCUACAGCGCCUCUCGUAUCUGUACCGAACAGUCCCGACACUGGUGCCACACCGAAAUUAAUUGUUACAACAACUACAAGCACAACUGAUAGUGAUCGAAGUACAAGCUAUAGCAGUAUGCCGGCCAAAACAACAUUUACAACUGUGACCACAACAACAACGGCAGAAAUAAUGGAUGAGAAUCGUUUCUCUAUACUCGGCAAAGAUAUCUCGAACGAGAUCGACGUAUACGACUUGCCAUCACCACCGAAAAAUGGUCUUAAUACCCCACCACCUGAGGGCGCGACUAGUGUGCUGCUGAAUGCAUCGGCUGGUACGACGGCUUCAACAGCGACCACACCAUCGCCAUCCAACACCCCUAAACAGCAUAGUGAACGAGAUGCAUUGGCUGGUUUAUCUACUAAGAAGAAACAUCAUCAUAAAAAUGAAAAUAAUAAUCACCAGAAUGAUAUAGAUUCCAUCGAGAGCAUAUCGGAUAAUACAAAGUUGCCCAGUAACGAUCUGGAAUGGAUUGAUGAAUUACUACUGGACCGCAAUAGCAAGGAAUUAUUGAGUAAGAAGAACAAGAAAAAGAAGAAGAAGAUCUCAACUACGAAGGAAUUAGACCAACUUGACGGCGUGCCGAGCAAGCAAAACGGCAAAGAUGGCGCUACCGAUGAAGACGACAAAGUGGUAAAGUGUCUUUACUACACUUUGAUGUGCUGCGAUUGUACAAUUUCUUAACCUGGACCACCUGAGCAACAGCAAUUAUUUUUAUAUAAAACGCAGAGUUAAUCAACUUUGUAUACACAAUACACAAUGUCUUACGAAAUCAAAAUAUCCAAUUAAACGAGUCUGUCCAGUAUAUAUAUUUACAUAUAUACAAUUAAUAAUAUUAAAUGCAAGGCUAACUUGCAUUCGCUGAAUUACUUAAGAGAAAUUGCCAAUUGUUAACAUGAAAUAUUCCUGCUGAUUAGUGCGUAAGGUAAAUAUAAUAUACAUAUGUGUUUAAGAGAUCUAUAUUGGAGAAUAAAUCUUUAAUAUUUAUGUAUUUAAUACAAAAUAAAUAAUAAGUUAUUGAUAUGUAAAAAUGCAAUCAUAUGUAUAUGAAGGAAUACUACUUUAAUACAUGCAUACAUAUGUAGAUGCAAACAUAUUUGCAUACAUACACAUUUCUUUUAUAUGCUAUUUUAAUAAUAUUAAAAACAAGAGACAGUGCAGCUGAAGUACGACUAUCUGAAAAGUA